Trematosphaeria pertusa is the source of this 1753-nucleotide messenger RNA. Its product is annotated as MFS general substrate transporter. The record is from RefSeq and is a predicted model, not a curated record. Lineage: Eukaryota; Fungi; Ascomycota; Dothideomycetes; Pleosporales; Trematosphaeriaceae. The coding region runs from base 172 to 1677 and encodes 501 amino acids. Gene Ontology annotation, cellular component: membrane. Gene Ontology annotation, molecular function: transmembrane transporter activity. Gene Ontology annotation, biological process: transmembrane transport. The transcript has 13 exons.
GGGGGAGGGGAGGGGAUCUGCAGCGUUAUCCCCGCACGGCAGUGCCAUGCUGGCGGGAUGUGCUGGAUAUUGGAGCAACCGAGUUGUCGGUGAUGGGAAGUGUUGAAAAGAGGAUCGGAUCCGCUCCGUGGGCCUUUCGUUAGGCUACGCGGUACUGAGAGCUCACCCACAAUGGCGACGGAUAUCAAACAUGACGCCGUGCAGACAGAGAGGGUCCCGGAGAAGGAGCACAUCGUCGACGAAUCGCGCCUAGAUACCAACAUCCACCUCAACGACGCGAUACAGGCCGAGAUCGAUAAGGAUGAGAAGCGUGUCAAGCGAAUUAUCCGGAAGGUCGACUUCCGAAUGAUUCCCAUUCUCGGAUUGCUCUAUAUGUGGGCACUGAUCGAUCGAGUGAACCUUCCCAAUAAGAUCCAAAUUGCAGGAAUGGGGAAGGAGCUCGGAACGACUCAGGGCAAUCGAUAUACGUUGGUCACUAUGAUUUUCUUCAUUACUUAUAUUCUCUUCGACUUUCCGUCAAAUAUAGCGCUGCGGAAAUUCGGGCCCGCAAAAUGGCUUGGUUUCAUCGGAACAGCGUGGGGAUGUCUGACAAUUGCGAUGGGUUUCGUUCAGUCGUGGAAGACCCUGCUUGUUUGCCGAGUUAUAUUCGGAGCACUGGAGGCCGGGAUGGCACCUGGGUCCAUAUAUCUGCUCUCCUGCUGGUAUACAAGAUAUGAGGUCCAGAAGCGUUUCGCGGCUUGGGCCUGCAUCGGCGUCUUUGGCUCGGGACUUUCCAGUGCUCUCGCAUACGGCAUCACCACGAUAGGGACCACUGCUGGAUAUAGUGCAUGGCGCUGGAUAUUCAUCAUUGAGGGUAUCGUCAGCGCCGCAGUCGGAAUUGUGGCCGCCAUAGUUCUUGUCGACUUUCCUGAUCGAGCGUCUAGACCGGGGCUCUUCUUCAAGCACGGCUUCCUAACCCCAGAGGAGGCGGCGAUAAUCCUUGCGCGUGUCGAGCGCGAUCGCGCAGACGCCGUCCCGGAGCCCUUUACUACCAAGAAUGUAUUGCGGGCUUUGAGCGACUGGAAGAUGUGGCAGUUCCCCUUCCUUCUCUUCCUCAAUAACCUUACAGUGUACUCUUUCUCCUACUUCCUGCCGAUUAUCGUGCACGAAUCGAUGGGGUUCUCAACGGAGAUGACGUACUACCUAAAUGUCGCACCAUACUGUUUUGCGGCCAUUUGGAUGUUCGCCAUUGGAUGGUUCAACGACCGGAUUAGGAUGAGGGGUCCCACGAUCAUAACACAGGCAUUGAUCAUAACCAUCGGCGCAUGCGUAAUGGCUUUUGCGAAACCUGCUGGCGUGCGAUUCUUUGGCGUGUUCCUCGCAGUUGGCGGCACGAACUCGAAUAUUCCAACAAUCUACGGUUAUCAGCAUAAUAAUAUUACUGGCCAAACCAAGCGCGCCCUCGCAACAGCGAUGCUCCUUAUGGGUGGUGGAUGCGGAGGCAUCGUAGCGUCAUUCGCGUUUCAGUCAAAGGAUGCGCCGCACUACACCCCUGGAAUGAUCACUGUGAUAGUGUCGCAGGCGUUGACUGUGCUGAUCGUCUCAUGUAACUUCCUUUACUUCUUGCAUCGGAACCGCAAGGCAGAACGAGGCGAAGUUGUACUUGAGGACACACCUGGGUUCCGGUACACAUAUUAAGGAUCAAUGACAUCAGUGAGAAGAUGGAGAGCCUGGGGUGGCUUCGCUGCAUUGGUGAAGCUAAGUUGUUGGCUCG